AUGCUCUUACUGAGAGCUUCUUUUCAUCGGGCGCCCGUCCACCUUCAUCGGGGCCUGAGGCAAACGACUGGAAGCCGCAACCUGAGGCCACGCUUGUCAUUCCACGCGAGACAAAGCCACCGAUGUCUUCAGACUGACAGUUUUCUACAUGGGACUACUGCAGACUACCUGGACGAUGUAUACGCCAAAUGGCAGGAGGACCCAUCCUCGGUUGAUGAAUCCUGGAAAACGUAUUUCGAGGCUAUAGAAAACGACAAACCUCCACCGCCACAUUUGUUUCGACUAUCAGAAGAUUCGUUCAUCCGGGCACACAAUCCCUCCCCGCUACCUCCAGGUUUCAAUAAACCUCAACCCACCAGAGUCUCGCCCCCAAAUGAAGAUCAAGCGAGGAUAGGGCGUUUGGUCAGAGCAUUUCAAGAUCACGGCCACAAAGCCGCAAGGACGAACCCGCUGGGUAUCAAAAGUCGAAAUUCGUCGGUACCGGAACUCGAACUCGAUUUCUAUGGCUUUGCAGAUGCCGAUUUGGACCGAGUCUUUACGUUGGGGGCUGAAGUACUCCCCGAGUAUCAUACCUCUACCGGGAAACAAAUCACACUUCGUGAUAUUGUCAAAGCCUGCAAAGCUCAGUAUUGUGGCUCCAUUGGAACUGAGUACUCACACGUUGCUACGCUCGAAGAACGUGAUUGGAUUCGCAACCGAAUCGAGUCCCCUGGCCUCUAUCAUUUCUCCGUGGAAGAAAAAAAGAGAAUACUUGAUCGAUUAGUGUGGUCAACCAAUUUCGAGAAGUUCCUUGCUUCCAAAUUUCCAAACGCCAAACGAUUUGGCUUAGAAGGUGCCGAAAGCCAGCUUCCAGCCGUGAAAGCAAUCAUUGAUUCAAGCGCCGAACAUGGGGUGCGCAACAUUAUCUUUCCCUGCUGUCACCGUGGGAAACUCAAUAUUAUGAGCAAUGUGACGCGGAAACCCAAUGAAUUGAUCUUCAACGAGUUUUUGGGCGAAAUGAAAUCCCGACCUGAUAUUCCUGGUGAUGUCAAAUACCAUCUUGGAAUGAACUAUGAGCGCGAGACCCCAUCUGGAAAGAAGGUCAAUAUUUCUAUCUUGCCGAAUCCAUCCCAUUUGGAAGCACAGGAUCCCGUUGCUCAGGGGAUGGCCCGCGCUGUCCAACAACAGAAUGGAGAAGACAGAUCGUCUACCAUGGUUCUCAACAGCCACACUGAUGCCUCUUUCUCCGGACAAGGUGUGAUCUACGAGACUCUGGGACUUUCAGGUCUAAAGUCAUACGAGACUGGCGGGACCGUCCAUUUGAUUGUGAACAAUCAAGUCGGCUUCACCACAGAUCCCGAGUCCGCCCGGACAUCUUAUUAUGCAUCCGAUAUCGCGAAGGGUAUCAAUGCGCCUGUUUUCCAUGUUAAUGCAGAUGACGUUGAAGCAGUUGUUUUUGUGUCAAAACUCGCAGCGGACUACCGAGCGAGAUUUGCAAAAGACGUUUGGGUCGACUUGAUCUGCUAUCGAAAGAAUGGACACAACGAGAUGGAUCAACCAUCCUUCACCCAGCCAUUGAUGUACGAGGAAAUUGCAAACAAAACCCCACAGUUGCAGCUUUAUGUCGAUAAAUUGACGAGGGAAGGGGUCAUCUCACGCGAAGAAGUCUCAGCCAUGGAAGCUGCUGUGUGGAACACCCUGAGUGAGAGUCUCGAGAGCAGCAAAGACAUGAAGCCCGUCGAUCGGGAGUAUUUGACAAAGCCAUGGGAGGCUCUCAAAAAGCCAGAAGAUGUUGCCCGAGAGGUCUAUCGUCCAAAGCCAACGUCAAUUACUCAAGAUGUUGUCGACACGGUGGCGAGCAAACUGGGUGUCCCAGAGAAGCCAUUUGUCGUCCACAAAAGUUUGAACAGGAUCCUUCAAAAAAGACAGGAGAGCUUUAAAGAUGGGCAAGGUAUUGAUUGGGCUACGGCGGAAGCUCUAGCAAUGGGAAGCCUCUGUCUAGAAGGCCACCAUGUACGAGUUUCGGGCCAAGAUGUUGAACGAGGGACCUUCUCACAGCGCCAUGCAUUGCUGCAUGAUCAGAAUGACGCUUCAAAGAAUAUCCCCCUUGACACACUAAGUCGAGAUCAAGCUAGAUUCACCAUUGGCAAUUCCUCACUGAGUGAAUAUGGCGUCAUGGGAUUCGAUUACGGGUACUCUUGCAUGCACCCAAAUGCAUUGGUAAUGUGGGAAGCCCAAUUUGGAGACUUCGCAAAUAAUGCUCAGUGCAUUAUUGACCAGUUCAUUGCCUCUGGUGAAGACAAGUGGUUACUUCGAUCCGGUCUUGUGCUCUCCUUGCCUCACGGAUUUGAUGGACAAGGAUCAGAGCAUUCCUCUGCCCGUAUGGAGAGAUUCUUACAACUCUGUAACGAGGAUGCUCGCUUUUAUCCGUCGCCAGAAAAGCUAGAGAGACAACACCAAGAUGCUAAUAUACAGAUUGUUUGCAUGACGACCCCUGCAAACUUGUUCCACGUUCUGAGGCGACAACUACACCGGGAGUUUAGAAAGCCGUUGAUCAUUUUCUUCUCAAAGUCCCUUCUUCGUCACCCGAUGGUCAAAUCCAACAUUACAGAGUGUAUGGGGGACUCUGGAUUCCAGCCUCUUAUUCCUGACCCAAACCACGGAGUCUCAAUUUCCGAGCCAUCUGAAAUCAAGCGGGUGAUCUACUGCACGGGACAAGUAUACAUGGCACUGGCAAACUAUCGUGAAACGCACAACAUCACCGACACGGCGAUUACUCGCAUUGAGCAACUUCAUCCGUUCCCUUGGCAGCAGGUGAAAGAGAAUCUCAAUAGCUACACCAGUGCGUUGGAUUUUGUCUGGUGCCAAGAAGAGUCUCUCAACGACGGUCCAUGGGCAUUUGCCCGAACUAGGCUGGAGACCAUCUUUGAUACCAUGGAACAGUUCAAAGGUCGUCGGGUACGAUUUGCAGGACGUGAAGCCACAUCUUGUGUUGCCACCGGAUUUGGAAAGGAACAUCAUGCCCAAGAGCGCGGCUUGAUCCGGGAGGCCUUUGGUCAUCAUGAAGUCCAAGACAGUUCCGCUUAG
This is a messenger RNA of Penicillium salamii, 3066 nucleotides long. NCBI's taxonomy places the organism in Eukaryota, Fungi, Ascomycota, Eurotiomycetes, Eurotiales, Aspergillaceae. The record is from the annotation of a GenBank genome assembly.